AUGUCAUAUACCGAACAAAUUGACGCGUUUGCUGCGCGUCUUGCCGAGAACAACGACGAUCUGUCUAAGAAGCUUUCAACACUGUCAGAGCUAUGUGAUAUGGUGGAACCGUUGAACUCAUCUGGUGAUUACGGCCAUUUUCUUGCUUCAACAAUUCCUGCCCUAAUGGGGCUACUGAAUUCAGUUUCUGUGUCUCUGGACGGUGCGUCUCUUGAGCACAAGCUUCGCAAUUCUGCUCUCGAGAUACUUAACCGUUGCAACAUGAAUGAGACUUUUGAACCUAAUGCAGAAGUCGUUUUAGACACGUUACUAACCGUUCUUCGUGAAGACAAUGAAGAAAACGGUGUUUUAUCUAUGAAAAUAUUGACAAGCCUCUUCAAAUCCUACAAGGCUGCCUUGCAAGAUAAAGUGGAGGAUUUUAUUCAAGUGAUCAUGCAAAUCUACAAAAACAUGCCAGAGUUGGUGAAUAAGACAUUCAAUGAGAGUAAAUCCUCAGAUAGCCCCGAUCUGACGAAUGGUUUGAAUGGUAGCUUCGAAUCUGGCGACUUUGAUGCCAAUGAUUCUGGACCAUCCAACACCAAUAAAUCUCAUCAGGCGAAAACUCUGAAAAGAUCCAUGUUUUCUUUCAAAACCCUUUCAGAAUGUCCCAUUACAAUGGUGACUCUAUAUUCGUCAUACAAGCAGCUUACUGGCUCGUCGCUUCCACAAUUUAUGCCGCUAGUAAUAGAAUUGUUGGCAAUGGAAGCUGAAAAACAGAAACAGGCCCGGCAAGAAAUGGAAGCAAUGGGUCAGAGGCUUACCGACCUUUCUCCUGCGAUUCAAAACCGUCAAGCUUAUUGCGACUUUUUACUAGCCCAAAUCAAGGCAACAUCCUUUUUGGCAUACGUCUUCAUCCGUGGUUACGCCGCAGAGUACCUGCAGAAUUAUGUGGGAUUCGUUCCUGAUCUAAUAAUCAGGUUACUACAGGAUUGUCCAGCUGAACUUUCCUCAGCACGUAAAGAACUUCUUCAUGCCACGAGGCAUAUACUAUCGACCAAUUACAAGAAACUCUUCUUACCCAAAAUUAACAUGCUCUUUGAUGAAAACGUUUUGAUAGGUCAUGGAUUCACGUCACACGAAACGCUGCGGCCAUUAGCGUAUAGCACUGUUGCCGAUUUUAUUCACAACGUAAGGGGUGAACUACAACUAGAUGACAUUGAGAAAACAAUUCAGAUGUACACUGGAUUUUUACUAGAUGAAAGCCUGGCGCUUACAGUUCAAAUAAUGAGUGCAAAGCUACUUCUUAAUUUAGUUGAGCGUAUUUUGAAACUGGGAAGAGAAAACCCAAAUGAUUCUGUCAGAGCCAAAAAACUUUUAAUUAUAAUCAUAGACGCAUAUACUACUCGCUUCAGAAAUUUGAACAGACAGUAUGACAAUUUGAUGAAACAUCACAAUGACUACGAGAAAGAGAAACUUUUAAAGUCGAAAAUAAUACGCGAAAAGGCUGAGAAAGACAACAAGGAUACAGAGGAUUUCAUCAACAAAAUGUUGAACACCAACGUCGAUGCCGAAAAGGAUAAUGAUGGAGAUAUUCAGAUGGAGGGAAGCACAGACGUGAACAUCAUCACUGAGCCUGAGAAGGAGCUGGGAAUCAAUGAUGAAAAAUAUAUCGACUUAUUCGACAUAAAAUAUCACAACCCUAUUCUUCUUUCUCCUCCGCCUUCUAGCGAUCCUCUAAAGGACGCAUUUUAUUUGUAUCGGACGUUGAUGUCAUUUUUGAAAACCAUCAUCCAUGAUAUCAAAGUUUUCAAUCCUCCUUCUACAGAUUACACGACUAUGAAUCCAAAGUUGUGGGCUUCUCUAUCAAGAAUUUUUUCAUAUGAAGAAGUACUUGUUUUCAAAAAUCUAUUCCACGAAUGCAUCCUCGGCCUUCACUUUUUUUCAAGCCCACAGGGCAAAAGUGUUGUGGCAGAAAAGAAAUAUUUCGAUAUAACAGCACCUAGUCUGCCUGUAUCAGCAACUAAAGAUGGAAGAGAAUUAAUGGAUUAUUUUGCGAUUAUGUUCAUGCAAAUUGAUAGUCCAACUUUCAAUGAUAUUGUCGAGGCAGAAAUAGACUUCAUGUAUGAGUCUAUGUUACGUGAUUCUGCACUUUUACACGUUGCCCAGUCCUUUUUGACUAGCGAAAUUACUUCUCCUAAUUUUACAGGAAUUUUAUUGAGGUUUUUGAAAUCGAAGCUCCCUUCACUUGGAAACGUCGAUGGCAAUAAAUCAAACAUAUUGAUUCGACUAUUCAAGUUAUCAUUCAUGUCAGUUAAUUUAUUUCCCGUGACCAACGAAAUUGUUUUACUACCACAUUUAAACGACCUGAUAUUGGAUUCAUUAAAAUACUCCACCACAGCGAAGGAGCCGUUAGUAUACCUUUAUUUGAUUAGGACCCUUUUCAGAAGUAUUGGGGGCGGAAGAUUCGAAAAUCUCUACCGUUCAAUCAAGCCUAUUCUUCAGGUACUCCUUCAAUCGUUGAACAGGAUGAUACUAACAGCUCGCCGUCCACAUGAGAGAGAUCUAUAUGUCGAGCUCUGUCUCACUGUUCCAGUACGGUUGAGUGUCUUGGCUCCUUAUCUCAGCUAUCUAAUGAAGCCACUUGUGUGCGCACUUCAGGGCUUUCCAGAAUUAAUCACCCAAGGCCUGAGAACCUUAGAGCUGUGUAUUGACAAUCUGACGGCAGAAUAUUUCGACCCUAUUAUUGAGCCAGUAGUCGAGGAUGUUAUUCGUUCCUUGUUUAAAUUACUGAAACCUCAACCGUUUAACCAUCAAAUCAGUCAUACUGCUGUCAGGAUAUUAGGGAAACUAGGUGGAAGAAACAGACGAUUCAUUAAACCACCAUCUGAUCUGAAAACUGAAAGUGAGCUUGAUAUAGAGGUCAAUGCACUUUUCAGUGUCCAUGGUAUACCCCAAGAGGUCAAUUUAUCAGUGACACCUGGUGUACGUUCAGCACUCGAAAUACUGGAAGAUUACAGAGCUGCUAUAUACUACCGGAAGAGUGCGUUUAAAUAUUUGAUGUCGGUAUUGCAACUAUUCUUACAAACGUCCCUGGAAGUUCCUUCUGACUUUGAAAAGUAUGUUUGCGCUGCCAAAAACAUUUUAUGCCAAGAUGAUGUGAACAACGAAGUCGAAUAUAAGGAUGAAAGAGCCAAAGAUAUGACGUUUUUAGAUAAUCAAGAAAAAUUGCUAUCGGAACUUCUUAAUUCCUUAUUUUAUGCUGUUUCAAUUCCAGAAAUAGCACAGGAGGCUAAGGAUGUUAUCUUGAACGUUACAAAUCAUUUUUGUCUGCUUCAACUCAAGAAUGCACUGGAAAAGAAGCGAGACCAAUCUGAGAUUUUCAAGGUUGAUGUGAAACAAUUAGACCUCGGAAUUGAUCCUGCUAUUGUCCUGAAUGCGAUAUCUAGUGGAUUAGGGUCAUACCUGGAGGAUUCAAGAAACGUGGCAAUUGAGGCCAUCAAACAAAUUUACAAUACAAGCAACACAAUAUAUGGGGAGGAACUUUUAUUGACGUAUUCAUUCAUUCCACAACUAACAAAAAAGUUUAUCCAUCACUGUUAUGACGAAGCAUACUAUGAGAAGAGUUGUGGAGUUUUAGGCCUCAAAACUCUAAUCAUGGAUUUAAAAAUUUCUGUCGACUUCUUGAAAGGUUUUCAAUUUGAACUCAUCACUGGCUUAUUGUUUGUUUUGAAAGAUACGCCUAAUGAAGCGCCAGGCGUCAUCCGCAACCGCGCUGAAAACUUGAUUGUGAGGAUUCUAGAGAAUACAUGUAAAGGUAUAACAGAGGAAAUGCUAAGUGAGAAAAGUUUGCAAAAUACCUUAACAGAUAUCGUUUGCGAACUCAGUAAUGCCAAUAAGGUAGUAAGAAAAGCGUGUCAAAACGCUCUAUCUACUAUUUCAACAGUGUCAGGUAUACCAAUUGUGAAACUGAUGGAACACUCCAAGAAUUUCCUCCUUUCUCCGAUUUUUGCCAAGCCUUUGCGAGCUCUACCAUUCCCAAUGCAGAUAGGUAAUGUUGAUGCCAUUAUUUACUGCUUGACUCUUCCUGAUACAUUUUUAGAGUUCAACGAAGAGUUGUAUCGACUUUUACAUGAGGCUAUAGCUUUGGUUGAUGCAGAGGACGAAUCCUUGGCUAGCGCACAUCGAGUUACAGAAUAUCAAACAGCAGAACAGCUGGUUCAAUUAAGAGUUGUGUGUAUAAGACUGCUGGCCUUGGCUCUCAAAAAUGAAGAAUUUGCUACCGCUCAACAAGGGGCAAUUAGGAUACGUAUUCUGGCUGUUUUCUUCAAAACCAUGUUGAAAAUGUCUCCAGAAAUUAUCGAGGCUACAUAUCAAGGCCUUAAAAGUGUACUAGCAGAGAACUCUAAACUUCCUAAGGAAUUGCUCCAAAAUGGUCUGAAGCCUAUGCUGAUGAAUCUUUCUGAUCAUCAAAAACUCACAGUUUCCGGGUUGGAAGCACUGGCUAGGCUACUAGAGCUCUUAAUCGCCUAUUUCAAGGUUGAAAUUGGCAAAAAGCUCCUUGAUCAUCUCGAUGCAUGGUGCAGAGUCGAGGUACUUGACAUGCUUUUCGGUAAAGAUCUUCACGAACAAACUCCAACAAAGAUAAUACACGGCAUUAUCAAUAUUUUCUAUCUUCUACCACCUCAGGCUGACAUUUUUUUGAAUGAUCUUUUCGUCAAGCUAAUGCUAGUAGAAAAGAGACUCAGACUGCAGUUGGAUUCACCGUUCAGAACACCUAUGGCAAAGUAUCUGAACAGGUUUCAUCCGUCUGUACUUAACUAUUUCAAAAACAACCUAGGGUCUCGAGAACUGGUUCUACUUAUGUGUUCAAUCAUAAAGAAAGAACAUGCACCUGAUCUAAGAGAAGACUUUGAAAAGGAAUUAACUAGCUUCUAUGAAUAUUAUAUGGCUGGUAUGUCCUCUAAUCCUAUAAGGGGUGUCAGUUUCUUUGCAAAUAUAGUGGAUAUUGUCAGUUCACUAGCCGAGGUCAACGGGGUUGAAUGGAUAACUCAGAACGAAGGAAUACUGCUGAACUUGAGAAACAUGAUGAAGGUUGUAUUAAAAUCUAUCCAGGAAGGGAAGUUUUAUUAUGAUUCUUUGCAGUUGAGCCAGGCAAUCGACAAAUUUCAAUCUCUAUGUUUAAGUUAUAUGGAAUCGAACGUCGAUAACCCCUCACUUCUUUUUGAUUACGUCCAAUUUUCCUUUUCAGUUGGUUUGAAACCAUCUCAAUCACUGCUGGAUUUUAUAUAUCAGAAUAUUACUACUUCAGAAGAUACUGGGAGAAAAUGUGUUUUCUUAAGGGAGGCUUUGAAAUUUGCUACAACUGAUCAUCCAUUGGACGCUAGUGUUUUUGUUCUGAAACACAUAAUUAAUCAUACUCUCGUCUUCGAAGGGUUUGCCAAUGCAUCUUUGAAACAGUUUACUGAAGGUGACGGCCUAAGUCGCCCCGAAUGGCUAGAACUGGUUCAUAAUAAAAUUUGGAAGGGAUCGAAUGAUGCUCUAGUCAGUCAUGGAGCUGGGGCAUAUGAUGUAUUCCGGUUCGAGUUGCUGCAGCUCUCCGCAGUAUUUAUAAAGUGGGCACCUGACCUUGGCCCUGAAUUGAAGCGAGACGUUAUCAAGUUCAGCUGGAACUUUAUCAAACUCGAGGAUCCUCUAGUCAAGCAGGCGUCUUAUAUGGUGACUGCUUACUUUAUUUCUAAGUACGAUUUUCCCGUUAAGAUCGUUACUCAAAUAUUUGUUGCCAUUUUGAGGACUUUUCAGGUUGAAUCAAGAUUCAUGGUAAAGCAAUCUCUCGACUUAUUAGCGCCAGUUAUGCACGAACGAAUGGCUGCCGCAGGAGCUCCAAACGCAUGGGUAAAUUGGGUAAGGAGAGUUUUGUCCGAAAGCAGUCCUGGUCAAAAUUCGACUAUUUAUCAAUUUAUUAUCAAUCAUCCUGAUGAGUUCUACGACUCCAGGGAUUUAUUCAUUCCCAAUAUUAUCAGUCAAAUGGGGAAACUCACGCUUUUAACAAAUCCUAGUGUCGAAAAUCAAACGACUGCGAUUGAUCUCGCUGAUCUGAUAUUAUAUUGGGAAAACAAGGCUAAAAAAUCUAAAAAGAAAAUUCAAGAUGGAGAUGAAGAGAUGAACGAUGCCGGAAAUCUCAAUCUUGAGGCUAAAGACUACGUUUUCCCCCUGAAUCAAAGGGAGGCAUGUGUUACAUUUUUGAUCCGAUAUAUUUGUGUCAGCAAUCAUAGAGCAAUGGAGACAGAAUUAGGUGUUAGAGCGUUAGGAAUUUUGUCUGAACUAUUAUCUGAGGACCACUGGCCUGAAGUUAGUGUGAAACUUGCAUAUUUCGAGAAGUUUUUGGUGCAACAAGAUCUAACUUCGUCAAAUAUUCUGUAUUACUGCAUGAAUACUUUGGAUGUGCUAAAUGUUCUCUUCACUAAUAAGCCUUCAUCUUGGAUAAUGAACAAUCUUCCUCUUAUCCAGAAUCUCUUAGAUAGGUGUCUAAGGGUGGACCAUCAUGAUAUUCAAGAAGCAUUGCAAAACGUGCUGAAAGUAAUUUUGAGGGCUAUAAAGGCAGAACAAGAACCAAGUUUGGAAUCAGAAGAAGAGACACCAAGUAAGGUAUUCAUCACCACAUUGUCUUCCAUUAUAAAUGAGGAUUUACAGGGUACUUCUUCACUCGCAGCGGGAGUUACAUUGACGUGGACGUUAUUCAUGUUUUUCCCUCAGUACAUUGAUCCUCUUCUUCCAUCGAUCAUGAAAACUUUUAGCAAACUGUGCAAAGACCAUUUGGCCACGUCACAACCAAAAGAUGCCAGUGCUAUCGAGGAAGCGAAAAUAACUACCGAGCUUUUGGAAAAGGUGUUUUUUUUACUCUCGAUGAAGGUCGCAUCAUUAGGUGACGCACGCCGUCCUUUCCUGGGUACUGUCGCUUUGCUAAUUGACCGCUCUAUGGACCAACAGUUCUUGAAAAAAAUUAUCGCUGUGGCAAGAACAUGGGUUUUCACAAGUGAGAUCUUCCCUACUGUAAAGGAAAAAGCUGCAAUCCUAACGAAGAUGUUGGCAUUUGAGGUCAGAGGCGAACCAAAACUAUCCAAACAAUUUUAUGAAAUAAUUCUAGAGUUAUUUGAGAACAAGACUUUUAACAACAGUGAAAUAACAGUCCGAAUGGAGCAGCCCUUCUUGGUGGGAACUCGUGUGAGUGACAUUACUAUCCGAAAGAAAAUGAUGGCAAUCUUGGAUAGCAGCCUGGAGCGGGAUAUUCGCGAGCGCCUAUAUUAUGUGAUACGCGACCAAAACUGGGAAUUUAUUGCUGAUUAUCCGUGGUUAAAUCAAGCGCUUCAAUUGCUAUAUGGUGCAUUUGAGAAGACUCAUUUAUUAAGAUUGGAAAGUGCACAUCAAUUUCAACCCGUGGGAGCACUUACGUAUAAUAUGAAAGAAUCCGACCUUGAGGAGACUCCAAGUUUGGAGAUACAACAAUUAAUCGCAAAACACAAAACGUUUGCUGAAAAGUUUACUAAUGUAUCGUGCAGCGAUCUCAUCGAACCACUGAUUGAUAUUUUCUAUCAAAGCCCGAAGGCAAUUCACUCCACUUGGGUUAACGUAUUUUCUGCAGCCUACAAAUCCAUACCAAAGAAUGAAAAGUAUGGCUUCGUGCGUUCCUUAGUUACGCUACUAUCCAAAGAUUACCAUGCUCGACAGACUAGUGUUAAGACAAAUGUUGUAAGUACGCUGCUUGAUGGAGUGAGUAAGGUUGAAACCCUUGAACUACCACCACAUUUGAUCAAGUACCUGGCAAUCUCUUAUAAUUCAUGGUAUCAAUCCAUUGAAAUUUUGGAAUCCCUUGAAGAAAGUGCAUCCAUAGAAAACACCAAAAUUGUUGAAACAAAUGAAGAUGCCCUUCUUGAGCUGUACGUUAAUCUGCAAGAAGAAGACAUGUUUUAUGGCCUUUGGAGAAGAAGAGCUAAGUACACCGAGACAAACAUUGCUUUGUCUUUCGAACAGAUAGGUUUAUGGGACAAAGCUCAACAACUUUAUGAGGCGGCACAAGUAAAGGCAAGAAGUGGGGCAUUGCCAUAUUCAGAUUCUGAGUAUUCCUUAUGGGAAGAUAAUUGGAUCAUGUGCGCUGAAAAACUGCAGCAUUGGGAUGUGCUCACUGAAUUGGCAAAGCAUGAGGGGUUUACUGAUUUACUUCUAGAGUGUGGCUGGCGGGUUGCCGAUUGGAGUGCUGACAGAGAGGCGUUGGAACAAUCUGUAAAAAGCGUUAUGGAUGUUCCAACGCCACGUAGGCAGACAUUUGAAACAUUUUUGGCGUUGCAGAAUUUUGCAGAGACAAAGAAAGGGGACCAAGAUGUCAGAAGAUUAUGCGACGAAGGGAUUCAAUUGAGUUUACACAAAUGGGCAUCACUUCCUGAAAGAUUUACCCCCGCACAUAAUUUCCUAUUGCAUGGCUUUCAACAAUAUAUGGAAUUCUUAGAAGCAACACAGGUAUACGCAAACUUGGCCACCACAACUGUUCAAAACUUAGAUUCAAAAGCUCAAGAGGUCAAGCGUGUGCUUCAAGCAUGGCGUGACAGACUACCAAAUAUAUGGGAUGAUAUAAAUAUGUGGAAUGAUUUAAUAACCUGGCGUCAGCAUGCCUUCCAGGUUAUUAACAAUGCAUAUUUGCCAUUAGUCCCAGCAUUGCAACAAGCUAAUGGUAAUAGUAAUGUUAAUACACAUGCCUACAGAGGUUAUCACGAAAUUGCCUGGGUUAUAAACAGGUUUGCGCACGUCGCGAGAAAGCACAACAUGCCUGAUGUCUGUAUUAGCCAAUUGGCUCGUAUUUACACUCUUCCUAAUAUUGAAAUUCAAGAAGCAUUCCUAAAGUUACGUGAGCAAGCAAAAUGUCACUACCAAAGUAUGAACGAGUUGACAACAGGCUUAGAUGUUAUUAGUAACACUAAUCUUGUUUAUUUCGGGACUGUUCAAAAAGCAGAGUUCUUCACUUUGAAGGGUAUGUUUUUAUCUAAGUUGAGAGCGCAUGAUGAAGCUAAUCAGGCUUUUGCAACCGCGGUGCAAAUUGAUCUCAACCUUGCGAAAGCUUGGGCACAAUGGGGCUUUUUCAAUGAUCGUCGACUAUCUGAAGAACCUAAUAAUAUCAGUUUCGCAAAUAAUGCUAUAAGUUGCUACUUGCAAGCGGCUGGCCUAUACAAGAAUGCGAAAACUCGAAAACUUCUCUGUAGAAUUCUGUGGCUAAUUGGCAUAGAUGAUGCCUCAGGCUCUUUGGCUAGCGCGUUUGAAUCUUUCAGAGGAGAGGUCCCUGUGUGGUAUUGGAUUACUUUCAUUCCUCAGUUGCUCACUUCAUUGUCGCAUAAAGAGGCUAAUAUGGUGCGCCAAAUAUUGAUACGGAUCGCAAAGAGCUACCCUCAGGCAUUACAUUUCCAAUUACGUACUACAAAAGAGGACUUUUCUGUCAUCCAACGUCAAACAAUGGCAGCAGUUGCCAAUUCCCGCUCGUCAAGUAGUGCCAAAUCCCAAAACACUUCCAACGGCACUCGUCAACCUUGGGAAUACCUCGAUGAGCUAAACGGUAUUUUGAAAACAGCAUACCCUCUUCUUGCCCUAUCGCUUGAAUCACUGGUUGACCAAAUUAAUCAAAAGUUCAAAACUACUCCAGACGAGGACUUAUUCAGGUUGAUCAAUGUUUUGUUAAUUGAUGGUACUUAUAACUACAACCGCCUACCUUAUCCAAGAGAGAAUCCAGUACUUCCUUCUAGUACAGAAGCAAACCUCAUUAGAUUUUCUGAGAACUUAUUACCUCCUCAUAUCAGAGUUAAGUUCAAUGCUGAUUUCAUAGAUAGUAAGCCGAACUUCGAAACCUACAUCAAGAGGCUACGCCACUGGCGUAACCGAUUGGAGAACAAGUUGGAUAGAGCUCCUAAGACAGAAAACAUGGAAAAGUUGUGUCCUCAUUUAAGUAACUUUCAUCACCAGAAGUUUGAAGAUAUUGAAAUUCCUGGUCAGUACUUGCUCAAUAAGGACAGCAAUGCCCACUUUGUGAAAAUAGCCCGGUUUUUGCCUCACGUUGAUUUUGUCCGCGGGACACACUCCUCCUAUAGGCGUCUGACAAUUAGAGGGCAUGAUGGUAGUUUGAAUUCCUUUGCUGUUCAAUACCCUGCUGUUCGCCAUUCAAGACGCGAAGAAAGAAUGUUCCAAUUGUUUAGACUAUUCAACGAAACACUAUCAAAGAACGUCCAGACGAGGCGUCGUAAUAUACAAUUUACACUACCAAUAGCUGUUCCAUUAUCACCUCAAGUGAGAAUCAUGAAUGACAGCACCUCCUUCACGACAAUGCAUCAACUGUACGAUGAGUACUGCGCCAAGAAAGGCAUUGAUCGAGAUGCUAUUCAGGAUUUCGUCAGUCAGCAAUUAGACGCCGCUCACGAUAAAGUUUUACCACCUCCAGAUAUAACUGCCGUCAAGGUUGAAAUUUUCAGCUCGGUUCAAUCGAUGUUUUUGCCAUCGACAGUAAUGAAAGACCAUUUUCUGGCGCUAUUUACUGAAUUUGAAGACUUUUGGCUUUUCCGUAAGCAGUUCUCAUCCCAAUACGCCACAUUCAUUUUCAUGACAUAUAUGCUUACUAUCAACAAUCGUGCUCCUCACAAAAUCUACAUUGACCAAAAAUGUGGUAAUGUUUUCACCUUAGAAAUGCUGCCUGCUAGAUAUCCAUAUGAGAGAAUGAAGCAAUCUGUCAAAAAUUUCGAGGCAAAUAUUCCAGGUGAUGCGCCCAUAUUUCAUAAUAAUGAAGCAGUUCCUUUCAGGCUAACCCCCAACAUUCAGAAACUGGUUGGCGAUUCUGCACUUGAAGGUAUCCUAUCGGUCGAUGUAUUCGUGGUCGCACGUGCUUUGCUGGAACCUGAUCAUGAAUUGAACACGUAUCUUGCGCUCUUCAUUCGUGACGAGGUCAUCUCUUGGUACAGCAAUCUACAUCGAUCGAUUGUUGAAGAUCCUCAAUUGCGAGAAAUCGUCCACACAAACGUUGAUUUGAUAAUUAGGAAAAUCGCACAAUUGGGCCAUCUAAGCUCUAAGCCAUCAGUGGCCACUCAAUAUGUGCUUGAUGCAAUAAGCGCAGCAGUUAGCCCAAGAAAUCUUGCAAAAACAGAUCAAAGUUUUUUGCCUUAUCUAUGA
Messenger RNA from Lachancea fermentati, 11172 nucleotides. NCBI's taxonomy places the organism in Eukaryota, Fungi, Ascomycota, Saccharomycetes, Saccharomycetales, Saccharomycetaceae. The record is from the annotation of a GenBank genome assembly.